ACACCGCAUCCUGAGCAGCUGUGACCCGCGAUAACAAACAAAAUGCUAUCAACACACACAAAUAAUUACUCCACUACUGACUGCAAGCGCCGAGCUUCGCUUAUCAGUGUCCAGUAGCGCGCGGACGACUCACUAUGUACCGGGAACUCAACCAUCACUAUUUCCUCAAUAGCAUGUCUCAUAGUUCAGUGUUGCGAUGCGAGUGAGUGACCAUGGGUGAUUUAUUCCCUUCGAUCCCGCGGAGCACGGCCGGGGUCGUCAUCCGCAACGCGAGCGGGCUGGAGGAAUACUCCACGGAUGAGGAGCUGGCUGCCGUGGAGCUGUUCAAGGACUACCCGGAGGCCCUGCUGCGGUUCGCUAGCGUCUGCUGCGUCAUGUUCAUGCUGGUCGGCAUCCCGGGGAACCUCAUCACGAUCGUGGCGCUCGCGAGGUGCAAGAAGGUGCGAAACGCGACAGCCGUCUUCAUCAUGAACCUAUCCUGCUCAGACCUUCUCUUCUGCUGCUUCAACCUUCCCCUGGCAGCUUCGACCUUCUGGCGCCGCUCCUGGGCUCAUGGCAGGACUCUCUGCCGCAUGUUCCCGCUGGCUAGAUACGCCCUGGUGGCGGUCUCGCUGUUCACGGUGCUGGCCAUCACGAUCAACAGAUACGUCAUGAUCUCACACCCGCGGCUUUAUCCGAAGUUAUACAAACGGCAGUAUUUAGCGAUAAUGGUUGCGAGUACUUGGACGUUUGCAUUCGGCGCCCUGAUUGCCACGUGGAUGGAGAAGUGGGGCCGCUUCGGUCUGGACCCCAGCAUCGGAUCCUGCUCCAUACUCCCCGACUCCAACCACCGAUCUCCGAAAGAGUUCCUCUUCGUAGGAGCAUUUAUGCUCCCCUGCCUUGCCAUAGUGGUGUGCUACGCCAGAAUCUUCUGCAUAGUGAGAGAAGCUGCAUUAAGAUCGCGGGCUCCUAUCGGGAGACCCAGGUGCAACCUCGAGGAUUCCGCAGUGGGCUCCGCGUCUACAGCGUUAGAAAGAUCUCCCGGACCAGAAAAUGGGACGAAUCAUGUAGCGCUCCCUAAAAGGACCUUGCUCGCUCCGCCCGUCGUGCACUGUCCUCCGACUCCCGGCCCGGAAAGGUCGUCUUCGUCAGGAGUAGACACGCUCGAUGGUCACGACGAGGAGUGUGCUCUCGACGCGAAGCCCAGGACUCCAAGUGGAGGAGAAACGGCUAAAAGGCUUCGCCAAGCCGCCGCGGUGCUGAAGCGGUCUCCCGCGCCGGUGCGGCCGCCGCGCUUGACACCCAAAGACAGGAAGCUCCUCAAGAUGAUCAUGGCGAUCAUGCUCUCCUUCUGGGUAUGCUACUUGCCAAUAACCCUGACGAAGAUCUUCCGCGAGUUCACGUCGCACCCGCUGGCCAACAUCGCGGGCUACAUCCUCAUCUACCUGACCACGUGCAUCAACCCGAUCAUCUACGUGGUGAUGUCCAGCGAGUACCGGCAGGCCUACAAGAACCUGCUGAUGUGCCGGCGGAAGGCGUGACGGUCGCCCGGGGACGGACCCUCGGACAAGCGGCCGCCGUGACUAGUCGUCACCUUCAAGGAAAACCAAAGACUACUGUAAAAACAUUCGUGAUACUAUAGGCUCUCGAGUGUAGUGUUCGUGUUUGAGAAUGGAUGUGUUUUAGGGAUGUAGUGUGUUUUGUAAUAUGAAGACAAUCGUAUCCCGUCCGUGACGUGUGCUAAUGGAGUCGAGUGGGCUCGCCGGUAUGAAGGUAUUUGUAAUGUUCAGCCGUUGAGAAGAAAUUCGUGACGAAAUGGCUGAAUUCGUGGAGAAAUGGCCGUGAUGACUGAUGUCUACUCCGUUGUAAUAUUUAGUAAUGUAAGUAUGGGUAGAACUGUUAAUGCAAUUUCGUAUUUAUAAGUAUAGCUUAACGUUAUAAUCUCCAUUGGAGAAAUGUUACAGUAUUCAUAGAUAUAUUUUUGGUUUCGUGUCGUUCAAUAAACAGGUAUUUUAUCAUUCCUUUUAAUGUUAUUUGUCUGUAAAAGGAGACUGGUAUAUGUAAUAGGAACUCUCUGAUAUUUUUUGUGCAUUUAAAUUUAGUUAAGUGUAGGAGUUAUUUAUUUACUUUAAAUCAUAAACUAUAAAUAAUUUAUAAUACGAAGGAACAGUUCAUGGGCAUUUAGAAUAUACCAAUAUUUGAUGAUUUAUUUAAUUUACUCAACUCUCAACUAAGUAUAUUCUAAAUGACCUUAAAACUGUACCUUUGUUUUUGCUUAGAGGUAAGAAAUAAUUUUAAACCAAAUAAUAAUGGUAGAAAGCAAUAACCCAACAUUGUAGAUGAAUAGUGAAAAACCAGAAAUAAAUGUACUGGUGUGUUAGCUCGUUAUUACUAUCUAAUUAAGAUUUCCUUCUAUAUAAAAUUUACUCCUUUUACCAUCGGUCCACAUUGGAACAUGUUAGGUACUUGUACCUACAUUUCAGUGGACCUUGCUUGUCGAUCAGUGAAAAGUAAACGCGAAUUUGUACAAUGAGUUUCAGGUUUCGCAGGCUGAAAAAUAUUUGCGAAAUUGACGUGUUGAAAAACAUUUCCACGAAAAAUCAUUUUCAGGUGAUCGAUGUGUGAAGCCUUCGGGCAAAAUAUUAUGUGUAGGUACGAUUUGUAAUGAAAUGGUGGCGAUGUACAAUGGUUAAACAAAAUUGAAAACUGUAUAAUAAGAAUAUUAUAAUGUAGGCACUUUAAAAUAAUAAAAUAUUAGGUAAUAUGGUACGUACUGAAUGUACAAUAUCAAUGUGUGAUAUUUUUGUAAAUAAAAACCUAAAAUACUAUGUCAAAGACAUUGAACAAAAUAUUCUGCCGGAAUACCAAAUUUAUAAUAAUAUUGAAUCGAAGAAGGUGCUGGUUUUAAACAAGUUAUUGUAGUGUUCUGAAGGGAAAAUGUUCCAAGCAUUUUAAGAUUAAAAUUAGUUAGUAUUUAUUUGUAUUUUUUGUAACUCCACAUUAAAAUUUUAUUUUUAUAUUUCUUACGCUACAAAA
Messenger RNA from Plutella xylostella (diamondback moth), 3015 nucleotides. RefSeq names its product G-protein coupled receptor moody. NCBI's taxonomy places the organism in Eukaryota, Metazoa, Arthropoda, Insecta, Lepidoptera, Plutellidae. Gene Ontology annotation, cellular component: membrane. Gene Ontology annotation, biological process: G protein-coupled receptor signaling pathway. Gene Ontology annotation, molecular function: G protein-coupled receptor activity. The record is from RefSeq and is a predicted model, not a curated record.